CUAGUUUUAGCAGGCGAGCUGUUUGUCGUUACCUACAUUUCCCAGAAUUCAAAGCGAACGCAAACUGCGCAAACUCGCGUCACAGUUGGCACGUAAACACAGCAACAGGAAGCAGCUCUGUGAAAAUGACUCCUAGCAGUAUGGAGAGGUGACGCGUCAUCAGAUUGUAACUGAUAGCAGGGCAGCGUGCUGUGAUCAGCCAAUAGGAAAGCGGCAGCACAAUGACUGAGUGCUUCCUGCCACCCAAUAGCAGCCCUGCAGAGCAGCGGCGAGGAGCGGAGCAUCAGAGCGGCGUGCCUCGGACCCCCAGCUCAGAGGAAAUCAGCCCCACUAAAUUCCCAGGGCUGUACCGCACAGGCGAACCAUCACCGCCACAUGAUGGACACCACCAUGAGCCUCCCGACGCUGCCUCUGAUGAUGAUAAGGAGCACAGCAAGAAGAAGAACAAGUUCAAGAAAAAGGAGAAACGCACUGAGGGCUACGCUGCCUUCCAGGAGGAUAGCUCGGCUGACGAGGCCGAGAGCCCGUCCAAGAUGAAGCGCUCCAAAGGCAUCCACGUGUUCAAGAAGCCCAGCUUCUCCAAGAAGAAGGAGAAGGACUUUAAAGUGAAGGAAAAAGGCCCCAAAGAGGAGAAGGCCAAGGACAAGAAGUCCAAGGACUUGACUGCAGCUGACGUGGUCAAGCAGUGGAAGGAGAAGAAGAAGAAGAAAAAGCCAAGCACUGCAGAACCGGAGCCAGUCGCUGUGGAGACUCCAGCCACAGUCAGACCCAUUUUCGGUGCGCCGUUAGCUGAAGCAGUGAGGAGGACGGCGCUGUACGAUGGAAUCCAGCUGCCUGCCAUUUUCCGCGAGUGCAUUGACUACAUCGAGAGCUAUGGCAUGAAGUGUGAAGGCAUCUACCGCGUCUCCGGAAUGAAGUCGAAAGUGGAUGAGCUGAAGGCGGCGUACGACCGCGAGGAGUGCCCGUGCCUGGAGGAGUACGAGCCGCACACUGUGGCCAGCCUAAUGAAGCAGUACCUGCGCGAGCUGCCCGACAACCUCCUGGGCCGAGAUUUGGCGCCGCGGUUUGAGGAUGCAUGCAGCCGCUCCAGCGAGGCAGAGAAGCUUCAUGAGUUCCAGCGGCUGCUGGCUGAGGUUCCUGAGGGAAGCAGGCUGCUCUUGUCAUGGCUCAUCACUCAUAUGGACCACGUGAUCGCCCGUGAGGCAGACACCAAGAUGAACAUCCAGAACAUCUCCAUUGUGCUCAAUCCCACUGUGCAGAUAGGGAACCGAGUGCUCUAUGUCUUCUUCACGCAUGUGCGUGAGCUUUUCGGUGACGUGGUUCUGAAACCAGUCGUGCAUCCUCUGCGCUGGUCCAACGUAGCCACCAUGCCAGCCUUGCCCGACACCCAGGAGAGCAUUAAGGAGGAGAUCCGGAGACAGGAGUUCCUGCUGAACCGCCUGCACAGAGACUUGCAGGCUGGGAUAAAGGACCUGUCCAAAGAGGAGCGCCUGUGGGAGGUGCAGCGUAUCCUCACCGCUCUUAAACGCAAACUGCGUGAGGCCAAGAGACAGGAAUGUGAGAGUAAGAUAGCACAGGAGAUCGCCAGCCUGUCUAAAGAAGACGUGUCCAAAGAGGAGAUGUCUGAGAAUGAAGAGGAGGUCCUUAACAUUCUCCUGGCUCAGGAGAAUGAGAUACUGACCGAGCAGGAGGAGCUGAUCGCUUUGGAGCAGGUCCUGCGCAGGCAGAUCGCCACGGAGAAGGAGGAGAUCGAACGACUGCGUGCUGAGAUUGCUGACAUACAGAGCCGGCAACAGGGCCGAAGUGAGACAGAAGAGUACUCAUCAGACAGCGAGAGUGAGAGCGAGGACGAGGAGGAGCUGCAGAUUAUUCUGGAAGAUCUACAGAAGCAGAAUGAGGAGCUGGAGAACAAGAACACUCAUCUGAACCAGGCCAUCCACGAGGAGCAAGAGGCUAUUUUGGAGCUCCGUGUUCAGCUCCGCCUCCUUCAGAGUCAAAAGCUGCAGCAGGAGCACACAGCUCCUCCCACAGCGGAGCAGGCCCCAGCCACACAGCCCAGCCCAGAGGAGCGAUCCAGAGCCGAUGAGCCGAUCAAACGCAGCGUACCCGCAUCCAUGGCAGCCCCAGGUGAUGCCAGUGUCGCCACUUCUACAGCUCCAGCCAAUGGGAAGCCGGGAAAGGACACUUUAAAAGUUUCACCUAGUAAAACAUACGCCGUUAAUCAAAAUCCACCAAUAUAGAUCAAACACGAGAUUAAUGUCUGUUGUAUUGUGGCCAGUGAGGUGACGUUUUAAGGCUCAGUGCGUGCAAUCACUCACAGGUUUGAACACAAUUAGGGAGAUAUGAUAAAAAGAUGAAAAAUUAGAUGAAGGUGAAGGGAUUAAACCACAGUGGGUGUGGUAGAGGUGUCAUGAUAUUUUCUUUUUUUUUUGGAGUGGUGUCAUAAACUAAAUUAAAAUAUAUCUAAAUAAAAUUAUAUCUAUAAUAAAAAGAGCUUCAGCAUAAAUUUGGUUAGGAUUUAAUUUUACUGUUGUUCAAACCCAGGCAAUACUAAUUCCCAGGAAAAUACUUAUUUCUGUUAUUCCUCAAAUAAUUCUGGGAAUGUAUUAAUAUUUAUGAGCUACAUGCUAGAAAAAGUUUAUUUCUCAUAGGGGAUUAAAAAAUUUUGUUCUCUUCAUUUCUCAACACUUUUUGGGGUGGGGGGGGGGGAGGGGGGGUGCCCAGGCCCAGGCCCAGGCCCAGGCCCAGGCCCAGGAUUAAGAUCGAAGAAGUCCUCCAGGUUAUUUCUGAAGGUGUGUGUGCACAUGUGUGUGUGAGAUAUGAAACCACUGUGCCAUAGGUGAAUGACUACAACCGGACCGAAGUUUUACACUGAAGAAAUAAAACAGAUCAGACGAAGAAGUUCAGAUGCUCUUAUUUUAUAUAUUUGCAUUAUUUAAAUAUCUGUGCUUUUGAUUAUAUUUAGUGUUCAGACUAAACUGAAAUAAAGUGCAAAUGUACAAUGCAUAGACAUCUGGUAAUAAACAGCCGAUGGUCACAUUGUCAACAUGUUAUUUAGGUUUAAAAAGGUUUUGUCUUUUUACACUUUUACUUUGUGUUUAAAUAUGCUGACCUAAUCAAAAUUGUUACCAGUAAUUCAUCAUGCAAUUAUUUGAUAGCUCUACAAGGGUUGUUAUUAUUAUUAUUAUUAUUAUUAUUAUUAUUAUUAUGACUAAGUUGUCUUUCUAAUUGAUUGUUUUUGAUUGCUUUGGGGAAGUAAUGACUCCAAAUUUAUAAUGUGUGUUCCACAGGAACGUAGAGAAUGUUGUCCAAAUGACACUUCCAUUAAGCGCUAUAUAUAUUCUGUGUUUCCUCUUUCUAUUUGUGUGUGUGCUUUUUGUCUUAUUUUUCCUCAUGUUAAUCAGAACUAGGAAGUCCUCUUGAAUUUAUAAAUACUUCAGUCCAGUCACUUUUUGCUUCUUCUGUGGUUCUAAUAUGAUGUUUUUCAAAGAAGAAGCUCUUGUAUCUUCUCACCAUUGAAAUAGUUUUUUCUUAAUUGCUCUUAGUUGCUCUUAAUAUGGCUUUUGCAGCCACUUGUCUUUACUUUCUGAUGGAUGCUACAAAAUAUAAUAAAUAUAUUGUGUCUGACGAAA
This is a messenger RNA of Pangasianodon hypophthalmus (striped catfish), 3632 nucleotides long. RefSeq names its product ralA binding protein 1 (gene ralbp1). Lineage: Eukaryota; Metazoa; Chordata; Actinopteri; Siluriformes; Pangasiidae. The coding region runs from base 222 to 2240 and encodes 672 amino acids. Gene Ontology annotation, biological process: small GTPase-mediated signal transduction; endocytosis; positive regulation of GTPase activity. The transcript is spliced from 10 exons. Gene Ontology annotation, molecular function: small GTPase binding; GTPase activator activity. The record is from RefSeq and is a predicted model, not a curated record. Gene Ontology annotation, cellular component: membrane.